This is a messenger RNA of Scophthalmus maximus (turbot), 1737 nucleotides long. RefSeq names its product calcium binding protein 5a (gene cabp5a). Gene Ontology annotation, molecular function: calcium ion binding. The transcript has 7 exons. The record is from RefSeq and is a predicted model, not a curated record. NCBI's taxonomy places the organism in Eukaryota, Metazoa, Chordata, Actinopteri, Pleuronectiformes, Scophthalmidae. Bases 722 to 1273 code for a protein of 183 amino acids.
UUACAUGUAGUGGCAAGUUUUUCUCCAAAAUAUUGUGUUUUUUAAGUGGUGAAAUAAUUCAGCAAAGAUUAUAAGUGAGUUUUAGCUUGUCAUUUGAGUCAAACAAGGGAUUUUAAAUUGUCACCUUAAGCGCUGAGACCUUGUGACGGGCAUUUUUAAUGUUUUUUUCUGACGUGUCAAAACACUAGGAUUAAUUGCAAAUGACUAAUGAAUCAUUAAUAAAAAUUAGGUAGUUGAAGCCAAAGUAUUUUUAUAUUGUAAUUUAACAGUGUUGUAUAGAAUUUCACGGUAAAUAAGAGAACAGACACUGUAAACAAGCAACUGUAACCCUCUAACUUGUAAACCGAUAGUGUCCUAUUCCUUGGGUCAGUGUCGCGCUCAGAUGUCAGUCUACUGUACACAAUGAUGUCAGCACUCAGCUGGAAACCAGAGCUGCAUCUCUUUAGCUCAUACAUGAGCUACACAAGACCUGCAGUCAUCCCUUCACACUGCUGACUCCUCCCCUGGAGGAUACAACUCUGGAUGCAGCCACACCUCCUCUCAAACAACCUCCCAGCAUCCCGGCAGGCUGGGCACAUAGAGUCACUUCACACUGAGACGCAGGUGUGUCCUCGCUGAACAGGGAAAGGACUGACACUGAGAAGACGAUUAAGAAACAGAGGGAAAGCAGAGGGCCCCAACAGGUCAGCUGCUGAUUGUCGGCUUCAGAGGUCAGAGGUCUAUGAUGCAUUUGGCUGAAGAGAAGAAAUCACCAAAAGAAGAAAUGAGUCUUGGGGCUGCAUGCAUUUUCCUGCGGGGAGGGAAAAACAUUCCAAGAGGACUGGCUGAUGAUGAGAUAGAUGAGCUGCGUGAAGCCUUCAACGAGUUUGAUAAAGACAAGGAUGGGCUGAUCAGCUGUAAGGACCUGGGGAACCUGAUGAGGACAAUGGGUUACAUGCCCACUGAGAUGGAGCUGAUUGAGCUGAGCCAAAACAUCAACAUGAACCUUGGUGGCAAAGUCGACUUUGAGGACUUUGUAGAACUGAUGGCCCCGAAGCUUCUGGCAGAAACAGCCGGGAUGAUCGGCAUGAAGGAGCUCAAAGACGCCUUUAAAGAGUUCGACAUGGAUGGAGAUGGAGAGAUCACGACAGAAGAGCUGCGGGCAGCCAUGACAAAGCUGAUGGGGGAGCACAUGAGUAGUAGAGAGAUCGAUGCCAUAGUGAAAGAAGCCGAUGACAACGGAGAUGGCACAGUAGACUUUGAAGAGUUCGUCAGAAUGAUGUCCCAUCAAUGAUGGCCGAGGCCAAAGUCAAUCAAGAAAGUACCUUUGCACAUCUGAAGAGAUACAUUAAUAAUGAUGCUGUGUUUUUCUGAAGCUUUUUUGACAGAUGUAAUAUUUCAGAAAAAAUGUUAUCAUGUUAAAAUUCAUAUUUAGUGCUGCACAGAAAAGUCAAGCAAUAUCAAGUCAUGCUCAGAGGGAACAUACAGCUAUGCAAAGAUUAACAACAAAGUUGACUUAUUUGUAAAUGAAAGAAUAUUGAAAAGAUUGUGAUAAACUAAUAGAGCUAUGAUGUUUGUUUGAUGACAUUGUAUAGUCAAAGUUAUGUUUUUGUUUUGGGGUUUUUUCCGAUUGUUUUCUUGAACUGACUGAUUUUUGAAAUGUAAUGGAUAAAAUCCAUCAAGUUAAAUCCUGGUAACAGGUAUUUCCAGAUAUUCAUCUUUGUGUGGCAAAGAACAAAAUAAAACACAUAAAUAUAU